AUGAAGUGGUCGGUAGAACUUGGAGAGUUCGAUAUCCAAUACAAACCCCGAACGGCCUUAAAAGCCCAGGUACUGGCAGAUGUUAUAGCGGAAUUCACACCAGAAGAUGGGCCCGAGCAUGCUGCAAAUAAGCAGGAAGAAGCCGAAUCUACUUGGACGUUAUAUAUGGAUGGGUCUGUCAACGCCCGUGCAAGUGGGGUAGGGCUAGUAAUUAUCUCCCCAAAUAGGGAAUGCAUCAAAUAUGCACUUAGGUUUGGUUUUAAAGCAACCAACAAUGAGGCAGAGUAUGAAGCCCUCCUAGCAGGCCUCAGGAUGGCGAAAGCUUUGGAAGUUGAACGACUAGUAGCAUAUACAGACUCUCAACUAAUAACUGGACAAGUCCAGGGGGAAUAUGAAGCCAAGGAUGAGAAGAUGAAGACCUAUUUACAUAAGAUAGAGGAUAUCAAGGGUUUUUUUAAGAAGUUUUCUAUUCACCGGAUUCCCCGAGAAGAAAAUGCGCAGGCAGACGCCCUGGCUCGACUGGCAACCACAGAGGAAGAUAAAGCCAUACCCAUGGGAUAUUUGGAUGAGCCUAGCACGGUCUGGGAUUGGCCACAGAAAAUACACCAGGUGGCCCACGGCAUGGAGUGGGCAGAACCCAUUAUCAGGUACAUUGAGAACGAAAAGCUACCCCAGGACCGCAUGGAAGAACGAAAGAUUAGGAUGCAUGCGGCAAAAUAUUCCCUCAUUGAUGGGGUUCUCUAUAAGAAGGGAUUUUCUCUACCCUACUUGCGUUGUGUCUCCAUUGAUAAGGCAAAUUACAUUCUAAAAGACAUACAUGAAGGCCUUUGUGGAAAUCAUGCUAGGGGCAGAUCACUAGCGCAUAAAACUAUCCGACAAGGAUACUUUUGGCCUACUAUAAGGACAGAUGCACUUGAGUUUGUGAAGAAAUGUGACAAGUGUCAGAGAUUCGCCAAUGUCCCAAAACAACCAGCAGAAAAGUUAACCCCUCUUACAGGGCCGUGGCCUUUUGCCCAAUGGGGGACGGACCUCAUUAGCCCCUUACCCCAAGGGAAGGGACAAACUAAAUACGCAAUUAUGGCUAUCGAUUAUUUCACCAAAUGA
Messenger RNA from Cornus florida, 1104 nucleotides. RefSeq lists its product as uncharacterized. Gene Ontology annotation, molecular function: RNA-DNA hybrid ribonuclease activity; nucleic acid binding. The transcript has a single exon. The record is from RefSeq and is a predicted model, not a curated record. Bases 1 to 1104 code for a protein of 367 amino acids. Lineage: Eukaryota; Viridiplantae; Streptophyta; Magnoliopsida; Cornales; Cornaceae.